AUGCCACACAACCUAUCCAUCCUCGUCUACCAAGGCGUCCCAGUAGACUUCUCCAAAUACCGACACACAGCCCUCUACGCAGACUGGGGCGACGAGCACGAGUGGCUACACGUGGUAGGCGGACACCCAUUCUUCGCAUUCCAAAAGAACGACCAGAAUCCCAUUUCCGAGGAACCCAUUGCGCGCAUCCCUGUAUGCUCGAUACCGGAAUCUAUUUCGAGAUCGAGGAUCCACGUAGCGUGUGUCUCGACGCCUGUGCGGAACGGGGAUGAGUUUCGGGAUUGGAAUUGUCAGAAUUGGGUUGGGGAGGCUUUGGCGGAGUUGGUGGGGAUUGGGUGUGUUACGGGGGUAGAGAGGGAGGUUGCUAUUGGGAAGAUGGUGGAGGUUAUUUUGGAGGCGGAGCUGGAGGAUGAUGGGAUGUACUAA
Molecule: messenger RNA, 426 nt
Organism: Penicillium brevicompactum
Lineage: Eukaryota; Fungi; Ascomycota; Eurotiomycetes; Eurotiales; Aspergillaceae
Exons: 2
Coding region: 1-426 (141 amino acids)
Source: RefSeq, a predicted model, not a curated record